Gambusia affinis (western mosquitofish) is the source of this 567-nucleotide messenger RNA. It is a transcript of the gene nop10, whose product is annotated as NOP10 ribonucleoprotein homolog (yeast). The transcript is spliced from 2 exons. The record is from RefSeq and is a predicted model, not a curated record. Gene Ontology annotation, cellular component: box H/ACA snoRNP complex; box H/ACA telomerase RNP complex. Gene Ontology annotation, molecular function: telomerase RNA binding; box H/ACA snoRNA binding. NCBI's taxonomy places the organism in Eukaryota, Metazoa, Chordata, Actinopteri, Cyprinodontiformes, Poeciliidae. Bases 218 to 412 code for a protein of 64 amino acids. Gene Ontology annotation, biological process: positive regulation of telomerase RNA localization to Cajal body; snRNA pseudouridine synthesis; ribosome biogenesis.
GGUCACCCACUUUACUGCUGUACAACAUUUCCCAGGAUGCUCUGCGGUCGCAGCCGGAUAUCCACCUUUUCUGCGCAGGUUUGAAGAAACCUUCGCUGCACGUGGAUUUCAGACAUAGCAACAACGCUUUUACCGAAAACCUUUGGACUUUCCAGACUUGGAAAGUCUAUUUGAUUUCAUUUGAACGCGUCAAACCCAAAGGCACGGUGUCGUCGAGAUGUUUCUGCAAUAUUAUCUAAAUGAGAACGGAGACCGAGUCUACACUCUGAAGAAGGCGACACCCGAAGGGCUGCCCACCACCGCGGCCCACCCGGCUCGCUUCUCUCCGGAUGACAAGUUCUCCCGGCACCGGGUGGUGGUGAAGAAACGUUUCGGGAUCCUCCUCACGCAGCAGCCCAGGCCCAUUCUGUGACGGAAGUGAUGCUGGGCCUGCAAGAGGAAGACAAACUCCUGGGUUGGAUUCAGAAAGACUUGACCAUGAGCUGGAUCAGCUACAACUUGGAUUAUUUUUGGUUCUACUUAUAGUUAGAAUUGUAUGUACUCAAUAAAAUUUGCUUGUGCUUUUUA